UGACACAUCUGUCGUGUUUUGUAAAUUUUACUUUUAGACUUUAGUCAUUAUUCACAAAAAUAGCUUAGAAAUUUAUUGCAAACUUUUCUAUAACUUUAUAGAUCACAUUCUACGCCAAAUGUUUACGAAAAUCCCCACAUUAUGCAAACAGUAAACUAUCGACGAACAAGUUGAUAAGGUUAAAAUUAUAAAAUGGCUGUUUGUGGUCUUAGGACGCUUCUAUUAAUCGUCUGUAUCUUGGAGUUGAUUGUGACAGUACAACGGCAGGUCUUUGAUUUCCUGGGUUACAUGUGGUUACCUAUUAUAAGUAAUUUUAUAAAUAUUCUUCUUAUCAUAUUUGGGUCUUUUGGAGCUGUGCAGUAUGUGACUACAUAUCUUGUUGCUUAUGCCCUGUGGAGCUUAUUGUGGUUGACAUGGAAUAUUUUUCUAAUUUGUUUUUAUCUUAAUGUUGGAACUCUUAACAGGGAAGGUGGUUUUUUAUCACUUGGCACUGGAAGUGUUAGCUGGUGGGAGAGUAAUGGUUGGGGGUGUCAACCUGUGUGGGGAGAGGUUGAUGGGCCAGGGUCUUGGAGACCGGCCAGAGUAGAUGGCUGCUUUUUACCCUGGCACCACAUUGAACUGGCACAGUCUUCUAUAGCUGCAAUACUUACUGCCACAGCCUUGCCACUUACUAUAUUACUUGCUUUUAGGUCUUUUAAGAGACAUAAACCAUCUCCAGAUAAAGGCACCUUACAAAGACGCCAAGUUUACACAAUAGAGUUAAGUCCCACCGAGACAAAUAUAAGCGAGAGCUCCCUCAAACCCAUGACUCCACGCCGUGUGAAACGACGUUCUCGCCGAUCUUAUAGAAACGCUGGCUAUAUAGCUUCAAAUGCAUCGUUGCCUGCCGAUUCUAGAACAUCGCGACCUACUUCCGCCCAUUCCUCUUACUCAAAUUUUCAUGCAGCACGGCCAAAUUCCUAUCACCCGCCAGAUAGUACUAUUUGCUCCCAAGAUACAUAUGAAUUGCCACCUCCACCGGUUGAGUCAAUACCAAUAAUGACUAACAGAUAUGAAACUGUGAGGAGAAGUAAGGCUAAACGAGGGCAGGAUGUCGUCGGGCCAUACAAAGAGCCAAAUAGAUAUGAGCCGCCACUGAACUACGAUAACAAUGUGCCCUAUCAGGUCAAUCGGGGAUACGAAGCACAAAGCUAUGAAAACAGGGAAAUGUCUCCAAAUGAGAGUUUAUAUGUUGGUAGUGGUUAUGGAGGUGGUUAUGUGUGCGAAGGAGCUUGGGAGGCACCUCCUCCCCCAGCUCCGCCGUACUCCGCCAGAGCCACCCCACAGGCGCCAGGGCCGCCAGCCUACCAGCCCAAUAAUGAUCCUUGUGAUGAAUGUAACACUCACUUAACCUAGAUUCUGAUAAGCCAUAUUGCCAUAUUCUUUCUGGCCAGGGGGAGGUAGAAUGACCGCGUCUCUAAAUUUCGAUUUGUCAACACUGUCUUUACAAUCCAACACCAAAAUAUUCCUUA
Molecule: messenger RNA, 1511 nt
Organism: Pieris napi
Lineage: Eukaryota; Metazoa; Arthropoda; Insecta; Lepidoptera; Pieridae
Gene: NKAIN
Exons: 5
Coding region: 193-1395 (400 amino acids)
Biological process (GO): regulation of sodium ion transport
Source: RefSeq, a predicted model, not a curated record